This is a messenger RNA of Moesziomyces aphidis, 1335 nucleotides long. The record is from the annotation of a GenBank genome assembly. Lineage: Eukaryota; Fungi; Basidiomycota; Ustilaginomycetes; Ustilaginales; Ustilaginaceae.
AUGGCGUUCAACGAGCAGCCAUCCAACCCUGUCCCUGCCGAGGCGGACGCUUCCACCGGUGCCGGUGACGCAGCCAACGCACGUCAGCUCAUCGACGAGUCGCGCCGCCACUUCGCACUCAAGGAGUAUGCGCAAGCCAUCGACAAGGUCGCACAGGCGCUCGAGCAGCUCUCGUCGCACCACGCCGAGGAUGCAGACGAGCUAGCGCCCGUGCUCCAUCUGUACGGCCGCAGCUUGCUCGAAAAUUUCAUCGUCAACUCGGCAGCCCUCGGCGGCGGAGGUGGAUCGGCGCCGCUCCCCGCUCCCUCUGCACCGAGCAAGAGCGCCGCGGUCGAAUCGGCACCUGCUGCAGGAGGUUCGUCGAAGCCAUCCACCUCGAAUGCUGCCUCCUCUUCCGCCUCAGCGACAGCGGAUCCUCGCUUCAGCUUCAGUGGCGAUGCCGAGGACGACGACGAGGACGACGACGAAGGUGCAGCUGGUGCGGGUGCCAACGAGGACGACGACGACGACGAUCUGCAGGUGGCGUUUUCGGUGCUGGAUCUGGCGCGCGUGAUCUACGAGCGCAUCCUCGCGGCCGACAAGCCGGAGCUGACCACGCUCGAGGCGCAGCAGUGGGGCAAGACGCGCAUCCAGGCCGAGCUGGCCGAGGUGCUCAACCACCUCGGCGACGUUGGGCUCGAGGCCGAGAACUUUGCGCAGGCCUCGGCGGACUACGAGGCGAGCCUGCAGAUGCUCGAGCCGCUGCUGCGCGCCCACUCGCGCCGUCUCGCCGACGCCCACCUGCGUCUCGGCCUCGCGCUGGAAUUCCACCCGGACAUCGACCAGCGCAAGCGCGCCAAGCAGCACGUCCAGUCCGCCUCGCAGGUCCUCGCUAGUCGCAUUGCCGCCAUCCAAGCUCGCAUCGACAACCCCUCCGCUGCCGAGGCAAAAGAGGACGAAGGAAAAGAGCGCGACGAUCUGGUCGAGCUGGACGCUGCGGCGCUCAAGACCGAGCUCGAGGACGUGAGCGGCAUGAAGCGCGAGAUCGACACCAAGCUCGACGAGUACGACACUGAGGAUGGCCAGGCGCAGCUGAGUGGGCAGCCUGACCUGGCGGGUGUACUUGGUCUCCCUGCCGAAGCGACAGCAGCAGCGGGGAUGACGACCAAGGACGCGCUGCAGCAGGCGAUCAAAGACGCCUUCCUCGGCAGCACUGACGACAACGACGUAAACCCAUUCACGGGCGCCAAGACCGCCUCGUCCGAUGCACCCGUCAACAACCUCAGCAGCAUGGUCAAGCGCAAGAAGAAGGACGACUCGCAAGAGGCCGACAAGAAACAACGUACCGAACCGUAG